Messenger RNA from Anopheles maculipalpis, 1334 nucleotides. RefSeq lists its product as uncharacterized. The transcript has 3 exons. Bases 6 to 1334 code for a protein of 442 amino acids. NCBI's taxonomy places the organism in Eukaryota, Metazoa, Arthropoda, Insecta, Diptera, Culicidae. The record is from RefSeq and is a predicted model, not a curated record.
AUUCAAUGACGAUCGAUAUGGAUGUGUUCCUGCUCAUACCGAAGCUAAACCUGGACACGGUGAAAAUAUUUCUCGAAGAAAACAAACUAAUCGAUUGUACAAUCAAGCUGCACCGAACACGCAGCAUUGUACCGAAGAGAGCCUAUGAAAGUAUUUCGGUAACUAAGAUAACGCUGGAAAGCAACACCGAUGCCGACGAAAAGGUUCAACGGACAUUAACGGCAGAAAUAAAUGAGAGACAGAAGCGGACUAAACGAAAAAAGGCUCAGGAUAAAAAACAUGUCAUAAUUUUGCAAUUUACUGGCAAACUACAAAAUGUUAGUUCUGCCCACUGCAAUGAAUGUAGCCGAGAGAAAGUAAAUUGCAGUGCCAUUCCAAGCUUCCUGUACUGGAUUCAACACAAGCAGCAGGAAAGAAAAGCGAUCGACUAUAAGGAAAACAAGAACCCCGAUGAAGAAAAUGCACCGAAGAAGAAACGUCUGCUAAAACGGGAAUGUCAUGUGUUGCUAGUACGCUUAGACGUUAACAAAUAUGUUAGGACAAAAGAGACCGUUCCAGCUACCACCACCAAGCCCGUACUAAAGAAGAUCCAGAAAGAGAGUGUUCCCAUCGCACCGGAUCAGCUCGAAAAGGCACGCAAGCUUUCCCUGGUACACUUUAUCCAAGCGUUUAAGGGUGAUGAUGUAGAUAAGUUUCUGAAAUUUUGUACCACCGGUAUGCAGGGAGAGGUGUGCGGUUCCGUGCCACAGCUUACACUCGGCCAGGCUGACACCGACCUGUGGCACGAGCUGCGUAUCGGGCGCAUAACUGCUUCCCGCAUCCGGGAAGCUGCCCGUUGCACAAUGCUGGGCGGAUCGCUGCGGGAUCGUAUCAUGGGUGUUUCGUCUGGCUUUUCUAUGGCCAUGAAACGGGGCACCGAUCUCGAAGGGCACGUGCUAGCCGAACUAUGCAAAGAAUAUCCUGACCUGCGGGAUAUCGGACUCGUACUCGAUCCCGAAUGUCCUUGGAUGGGUGCAUCGCCCGACGGUAUCUGUGACGAGUUUGUGCUAGAGAUCAAGUGUCCGUACACGCCCAAGACGUACGCAUGUUACGUCGAUGUGAAGAAACUUUCGCCCAAGUACUUCGCCCAGAUACAGCUACAGAUGCACAUUACGCACCGUAGGAAGGCGUUGCUGGCCGUGGCAGCGCUCGAUUUCGAAAAGACGAAGCAUAUAGCGAAAGUGUGGAUCGAAUAUGAUGAACAGUAUGUUAAGGACAUAAUGGAGCAUGCAUUCGAAUUCUGGCGAAAGGCCAUAUUUACUGCGCUGCUUCGUAAGCGCAAAGGCAAGAAGUAA